AUGCCCUAAUCCUACGCUUAAAUAGCGUUCCUGCUACCAUUUCUCACCGUUACAAACUUUGCAUCCCUUUUUGAGCGGCUGUGGCGCCUGCGCUAGUCAAGAAUCAGAAGAUCCACUGAGCCGUAAUGCCUGUAACUAAGGCAAAAAAGAAGCAAGAAAAAUCAGGGGUGAGAACAGAUGUCGACCCUCAUUAUGGACUAAAGAUAAACAAGAUCAUUGAUGCUGCCAUGAACAAGUAUACAACCUUAUUUACCUACAAUGCCCUCAGACCUGCUCUCAGGAGCCACAUCGAACAAUAUGUUUGUAAGAAGCUCUCUGAUUUGCACACCCCUGAUCACCCCACCUAUGCUCUGAUGAUACGAAGGGCGAUUGAAGGAUUGAAUGGGGAGGGAUCAACUGAGGAAGCAAUAUCAGAGUUUAUUAUAAAAGAUGUUGAGGAUCUGCCAUGGGCUCAUGAAAGUUUUUUGAGGCAUCAUUUGAAAAAGCUUACUGAGACGGGGGAGAUUCUAAAAACUUCUGAAAACUGUUAUAUGCUUCCUGUUGAAAACGGUAAUUUUUAUCUCGAAGGAAAGCAUAGGCAGUUGAAUGGAACUGAAGACCAAAUUGAUACAUUAGUAGAACAAAAGCCUGCAGCAGCGCAAAGUGACCAAGAGCCAGAGGUCAAUGAAAUGGAAGAUAACAACCAAGUUGCAGAAGAUGUUCAAUUGCUUGAGGAACACAUAGGAAAACACAAUGAAGCAAAACUGCUAAAAUUUGAAUUGAUUAAUGAACAAAUUGAAGGACAGAAAGGUGAAGUGAUUGCAGAGUCAUGCCCUUCUCAAGAGCAGCAACAUAAACAGCAAGAUGAAAUGAAUUCACAACAAGGUCAUACACAAAGGCAUGAAAUUGAAGUGGUUGUGGGCAUUCUGAACGCAGCAGAAGACAAAACUAAAUCGACCGGAGAACAAAUUCAGGAAAAACAAGCAGAUGGUGUCAUUCAAGAACAGAAAAAUCAAGUAAUUGAAGAUCGAAAUCUGCCGCAUGAUUGCCAAAUUAGAGAUUGCUCCAAACAGAUUCCAUAUCACGAUGAACAAAGUCUACUAAUUGAAAAGCUGAUCGAGCUAGAAGGACUAGAGAAUCAAAUGACUGGGAAACUAAAUGAACCACAAACUGAAAUGAGGCACAAUAUUAUUGGCCUUAGCGACCUGCAAUUAUCCCAAGAGUCAGAAAACAAUGAAGCUAUUAUGACGAACCAGACUUUUUUUCAUAUAAGCCACGGAUUGGGAAAUGAUGUUUCACUACUUACAUCAAAGGCUAAAUGUAUAGAAUUGUUGAAGAGGACAAAGAAGAUUGAGGAACAGCUGAUGGAUAUUAUUAAUUCAUCAAGUGUGAGGGAGGUGCCAAUGCAUGACACUAAAUUCUGUGAUGGAUGGACAAAAGAGGGAAAACAUAAAGAAGUCUGAGCAGAAGCAAGAAGUUGAGUUUUCUAGUCUAAAAAGGCCUCCAGAACAAGAAGUAGAAGCAUUGCAGGAGUUAUCUCAGAAUCAAGUGAGCAAGUAAAGUUUUGUGAUCAGCAUGAGGCGUCAGAAUUCCGGCAAAAAUCAACUGGAACUUCCUCAGCUGUGCCAACAAAUUCAGGACAGCUUGAAGAUGGGACCACAAGAGGUUGAGAAGUCAGAGAAAGGAUCACUUGGUUUACAGGCAAUGUAAACAGCAAAUUUUGGGCAAA
This is a messenger RNA of Juglans microcarpa x Juglans regia, 1708 nucleotides long. RefSeq lists its product as uncharacterized. The record is from RefSeq and is a predicted model, not a curated record. Gene Ontology annotation, molecular function: double-stranded DNA binding; nucleosomal DNA binding. Gene Ontology annotation, biological process: chromosome condensation; negative regulation of DNA recombination; nucleosome assembly. The transcript is spliced from 6 exons. NCBI's taxonomy places the organism in Eukaryota, Viridiplantae, Streptophyta, Magnoliopsida, Fagales, Juglandaceae. The coding region runs from base 126 to 1442 and encodes 438 amino acids. Gene Ontology annotation, cellular component: nucleolus; nucleosome; nucleus.